This is a messenger RNA of Coprinopsis cinerea okayama7#130, 1311 nucleotides long. RefSeq lists its product as hypothetical. Gene Ontology annotation, molecular function: calcium-dependent phospholipid binding; calcium ion binding. Lineage: Eukaryota; Fungi; Basidiomycota; Agaricomycetes; Agaricales; Psathyrellaceae. The transcript is spliced from 6 exons. The record is from RefSeq and is a predicted model, not a curated record. The coding region runs from base 1 to 1311 and encodes 436 amino acids. Gene Ontology annotation, cellular component: cytoplasm.
AUGUCUGACUGGGCGCAGUCCCAGCCACCCCCUCCUGGAUAUUCUUCGGGAUCGGGAUACCCAGCACACCUCAGUUAUCCAGGUCAACCGCCUCCACCAGGGACAGUCCUCACCGUUGAAGUAGUUGGAAACGCGGCCGAUGGUCCAUCGAAUGAGAAAAGUGCAACAGAGGAAUCUCCACAUCCACAUGCGCCCCCUGCCUACGGCGCUCCAGGUUCCCUCGAUUACCCUGGUACACCGGGCAACCCUCUCCCUGUUAUAACCUACGCGCAAGGUAGCACAGCCCCUCCACACCAUCCCGGUGGGCUAUGGUAUCUAGGGACCAGGCUCCUCGAUCCCACCACUCCAGCACCACUCGGAACGAUCAAGGUACCAGGGUACGACCCUGAGCCUGAUUUCGAACUUUUGCAGGCUGCGAGGGGGCAAGCAAAAGUAGAUUUAUACGACCAAUACAAGAGGCAGGACGAGAAUACUGAAAUUGGUGUUUCGACAGUGGUUGUCCCGAUUGUCAAGUUGACGCUUCAGCAACGGGACGCGCUGAACGAUUAUUUCGUGGCGAAAACUGGAGCGGAUAUCCCGACACAUAUGGACCGAGUUGUGCAGACCUUGGCGAUGAGGGACGAAAUGAUCUUGGCGGAGGUUAUCCUCAAUCGCGACCACGACGACCUUCGCCUCCUCACUCAAGCCUUCAAGCAACAGCAUAACAAAGACCUUAUCGAAGCUGUCAAGGAUUCGCUAUCUAACAAGAUCCAGCGAGUCUUUGUCAUGGCUCUCAACUGCCAGCGCACACCCGAUAACGUUCCAGUCGACCAAACCCAAGUAUUAGCCGAUGUCGAAACACUUGCAAACGCGUGCAAGAAGCGGCAAGACCUACCCUUCUUCGAGAUCUUCAUUAACCGGAGUCGACCUCACCUUACUGCUGUGAUCACGGCCUAUGACCAAAGUCAACCCAAGACUCUGAGUAAAGCCGUCAAGAGGGCUUGCUCGGGCGAUGCCAAAAACGCUCUCCUUUACAUCCUGCACGGUCUCAAGCCCAAACGUGGCGUCGAACAAGCGAGCAUCUGGCGCGACGCGAAGCUGAUUGAGAAGACGAUGGCAGGACUUGGAACAAACGAAUCCCGCCUUGUCUAUCGAAUCAUCAGGGCACAUUGGGAUCCGAGCCGGAUGGCUGCAAUCAAGGAGGUGUAUGAGACAAAGUACGGGAGGACGAUUGAACAUCGAAUUUCGAAGGAAACGUUGCCGGACCAUUAUUCCAAAACAUUGUAUGAGAUUCUCAAACUCUCCGAGUUGGACAGGAAGGAGAAGGUGUAG